Messenger RNA from Penicillium mononematosum, 1890 nucleotides. Its product is annotated as GMC family oxidoreductase. The transcript has 3 exons. Lineage: Eukaryota; Fungi; Ascomycota; Eurotiomycetes; Eurotiales; Aspergillaceae. Gene Ontology annotation, molecular function: flavin adenine dinucleotide binding; oxidoreductase activity, acting on CH-OH group of donors. Bases 1 to 1890 code for a protein of 629 amino acids. The record is from RefSeq and is a predicted model, not a curated record.
AUGAUUCUCUCUUACAUCUUUGGCCUGCUGGUCGCCACGUCCGGCCUGGCCAAGGCCGUUAACAUCACCGGUUACGAAUACGUCGUUGUCGGUUCUGGUGCUGGUGGUGGUCCUCUGGCUGCCCGUCUUGCUUUGGCGGGUCACAAGACACUGCUCCUUGAGGCUGGUGAUGAUCAGGGUGAAAAUUACAACUACACCAUCCCUGCUUACUCCGCCAGAGCCUCCGAAGACGAGAAGCUUGCGUGGAACUUUUUCGUUCGCCACUACGAAGAUGACGAGCGCCAGGCUCGCGAUUGGAAGGCUAGCUACGACACGCCUGACGGCGGGAUAUACACCGGCCUGAACCCUCCCGAGGGCUCGACCUUGAAGGGAACCCUCUACCCUCGUACAGGUACCCUUGGUGGUUGCACUGCCCACAACGCCUUGAUUGCAGUCUACCCACACCAGUCCGACUUUGAAUACAUUGAGACCAUCACCGGCGAUAACUCUUGGACACCCGACAACAUGCGCAAGUACUACGCUAAGCUGGAGAACAACGGUUACUCGCUUCCCGCAGUCAAGGGCCACGGUUACGACGGCUGGUUGUCGACCGAGACCGCGCCUCUUAGCAUCGUCUUGAAGGAUACUCAGCUGCUGAGCAUGCUCACCGGUGGUGCCUUUGCGCUCGGUAACUUGACCGAUCACCUUAUGAACAUUGGCACUCUGCUACUUGGCGAUGCCAAUGCUGAUAAGAAGAGCCGUGACACCGAGCCCGGCUACUACCAGAUUCCCAUUUCCACCGAUGACGCCCACCGUAACGGUCCCCGCGAGUUCAUCAUUGCUGUUCGCGAUGCUAAGAACGACGACGGCUCUAAGAAGUACCCUCUUGAUGUUCGCAUGAACACCCAUGUCACUAAGGUGACCUUCGACGAGACUGAAAACCCACCUCGCGCCACCGGUGUGGAGUUCCUCGAGGGCGAGCACCUCUAUAAGGCUAGCCCUAUGUCGAAAUCUGCUCUUCCCGGAACCCCCGGUUCCGCCACCGCUUCUCGUGAAGUCAUCGUUUCCGGUGGAAUCCUCAAGCUGAGUGGUGUCGGACCUGCCGAGGAACUCAAGAAGUUCGGAAUCAAGGUCAUCAAGGAUCUCCCCGGUGUCGGCACCAACCUCCAGGACCACUAUGAGAUCUCCGUCCAGGGCAAGAUCGAGGAGGAUUUCUCCUGCUUGGACAAGUGCACCUUCAGCAUUCGCGGCCAGGAUGACCCUUGCAUCGAUGAUUGGGAGACUCCUAUCCUUGGCGACCGUGGUAUCUACUCAUCCCCGGUCUUGCCGCCACUAUGCUAUACAAAAGUUCCACGGCCGGCGAUGACUUUGACAUUUUUGAAUUCGGUGGCCCCCAUUAACGCGACUGACGAGCACAACUGGUUCACCUGGGCUAUUCUCAAGGCUCACCCCCGCAACACCGCUGGUACCGUCCUUCUUCAGUCUGCUGAUCCCCUGGAUAUGCCUGAGAUUACCUUCAACUACUUCGACACCGGUGUCGGCGACUACGAUGCUGAUCUCACUGCUUUGUACGAAGCCAUUGAGCUCGGCCGUGACGCGUUCAAGCGCCAGCUCGUCAACAUCACUGAGGUUCUCCCCGGCGCUCAUGUUCAGUCCGAGGAAGACAUUAAGGAUUAUGUCAAGGAUGGCGCUUGGGGUCACCAUGCCUCCUGCACUUGUCCCAUUGGUGCUGAUGGUGACCCAAGGGCUGUUUUGGACUCCAAAUUCCGUGUCCGCGGUGUCUCUGGUCUUCGUGUCGUUGAUGCUUCCGUUUACCCCAAGAUCCCCGGUACUUUCACCGCUGUGUCUACUUACAUGGUCGCCGAGAAGGCUGCUGAUGAUAUUCUGACCGAGCUCAAGGCCAGUUCUUAA